Anarrhichthys ocellatus (wolf-eel) is the source of this 4680-nucleotide messenger RNA. It is a transcript of the gene tsc22d2, whose product is annotated as TSC22 domain family 2. NCBI's taxonomy places the organism in Eukaryota, Metazoa, Chordata, Actinopteri, Perciformes, Anarhichadidae. The record is from RefSeq and is a predicted model, not a curated record. The coding region runs from base 709 to 2631 and encodes 640 amino acids. The transcript is spliced from 3 exons. Gene Ontology annotation, biological process: regulation of transcription by RNA polymerase II.
UCUUGCCAUCUUGUCGAGUGGUUGGGUCCGGAGAGCGGCAGGCAGGAGUUAGCUCCGCGUUAGCUUUCUGCCGCUGUGGUAAAGUGGUUAUCUGUCAGCUAGCUGCUACGAGCAGCUGCCAAAAGUGAGCUGUCCACACGACGAGAAGCAAAACUUCACAGACUUUGAGAGGUUUUCUCCGUCUACCGCUGGAUUAUGUACUCUUUUUUUGGAAAGAUAAUGGAUUUGUUUACAUCAUGAUUUCUCACAUGCUGGUACCGAGGUAGGGGGAACUAGCUACCAUCAGCUAACUUAGCUAGUCGGUGAUAAAUACAGAGCUGAGUGAGAAGAGUGGGCUGAGACCGGGCCCGCCUCAGACUAAAGUACCGGUGGCAGCAGCUGAACAAGAACUUUGACAAGGGCCUGUUUGCAACUCCGCAGUCGGGACACGGGGAAGGCCGACCGGGUGUCAGAGAGAGGCCGGAAUAGGAGCACCAGUCACCAGCGUGCUGCGACCGCACACGGCGGACCAUUUCGGGAGUUUGUAGGGGUCUGGCUUCGGUUGUGACACUUUUCUCCGACAAGAGGGAGGAAGGGAUACGGAAUGGAAAUGUCCUGUGACUGUACGUGUCUGUGUCACAUCCGUCGGCUGUGAGUUACUUUGGCAGGACAUUAAGUCCAGCACUUUGUUUCAUCUGGAAGAAGACAGACUUUACGCAGGUAGUCAACAUGUCGAAAAUGCCGGCGAAGAAGAAAAGUUGCUUCCAGAUCACGAGCGUAACGCAGGCUCAGGUGGCGGCCAGCAGCAUCACUGACGACACUGAAAGCCUCGACGAUCCGGACGAAUCCCGGACAGAGGACGUGUCGUCGGAAAUAUUUGACGUCGGUCGGGCCGACCUAGGUGCAUGUGAGCGGAGUUCUUCCGAGGAAACCUUAAACAACGUAGGGGAGCAUCAGGAGGCUCAGCCGCCCACCACGGCCCCUGUAAACGGGGGACUCUCUUAUAAAAGUAUAGGCACUGGUCGUGCCACUCCACAUCAUUUAGGAGGGCCUGUGCCAGCUACAACUCAACCCUUUGUCCCGAGCUCAGCCACCCAUCCGUCAGUCAUCAAUACAGUCCCCGCUGCCACUAUUUCCACCAGUGUAACUCACACACCCGUGAACAGCAGCUGUAUUUCCCGUUUCAGGGUCAUUAAACUUGACCAUGGCACUGGAGAACCCUUCAGACGGGGCAGGUGGACGUGCACUGAGUUCUACGAGAGAGAUUCUGAUUCAAAUGUUAAUCGAACUGUGGAUAGCAUAAAGCCAACUGUGACCCUCGAUCACAGUAUAGACCGGGACAGUGGGCUCGGGCCCACCAGUAACUCUGUGGUCACUAGCAGUGCUUUUUCUGCACAGACUUUGGAGAACACCACGGACAGUGGCUACUCCACCGUGCACCACCCAGUCCACCCUCACCCUUCAGAGCUUCUGCAGCAAGGCUACAGCUGGGCUCCUCAGGUAGGGAGCGGAGCAAGUGCCUUCCAGUCCACGGGGUAUACAACUACAGCAUCGCAGCAACCACAACAGGCUCAGGUCAAUAUGCAGCCUGUUGCUCCCCAGAACUUCCUCUCGAACAGCCUCAAUGGUGUGCACCCCGGUGCCGUGCAUCAGAAGACUCCCGUUAUGCUUCCUGCCAUGCAGGCCCAGCAGUUUGCCUAUUCUACUCAUCCUACUGGCCUCUCAACUGGUCAGCCGGACUAUAGUCAGCAGCACUUUGUCUCAAGCACUCAGAACCUUCCCAUGUCUGCUCUCCCCGUGGGGCCUUCAACUAGCCAGGUACCAUCGCCUCUAAUCACCCCUGCUGGUCCGGGAGCCCAAGGGCUUGGUGGAGAGGCAGCCUCAGCCCAGGGUCUCCUGCUGCAAGUAGGGAAUACAUCAGCCAUGGCACCCAUCCUCCCAGGAAGUGGCCAACAGCAGCAUGCGGGCCAGACUCAGCCUUCAGGAGGGUUAGGCGCAGCCCCUGCACCUUCCACCACCUCCCACAGCGGUGUCCAGAACGCACCUGCCACAGUGCCCAGUACCACCAUCACCCCUCCAGGAGUGCAAAGUCAGACACCGGGCACAGGAGGACUUGUCAUGCCCUACGGAGCCCACGGAGGAGCAACAACAAGCCUUCCCUCCAUCUUCAGUUACCAGACAGAAGAUAACCGGUCCAUUGUGGUGGCAGGGAAAGACGGUGUCAUGCCUUUCAUCGGCGGGGGCCUCAAUCUGCCCAGUCCUGCUGUCAACAGCCUGUUUGGCAUCCAUAUUACAAUGGAUGUGGAUGAGGACAGUGCAUCCGGUGCCAGCGUCGUCGCUAUCGAUAACAAGAUCGAGCAAGCAAUGGACUUGGUGAAGAGCCACCUGAUGUAUGCUGUUCGCGAGGAGGUGGAGGUGUUGAAGGAGCAGAUCAAGGAGCUGUACGAGAGGAACUAUAUGUUGGAGCGCGAGAACGCCGUGCUGAAGUCGCUGGCCAACACGGAUCAGCUGGGCCAGGUGUCCAGUCAGCUCAACCAGGGCAGCAGCACGCCUCCGCAGCAACACGUCGCAAACGACAACAACAACGGCCCCGUGGCUCACCACGAGGGGAGUCAGAGCGUCCCCCAUCAGCCCAACAUCACCUCGGCAUGAUCCUCGUUUCCCCUCCCCCCCCCCGAAAUACACACGCUCAAACACACACCUCCCAUGGACAGGAGUGGAAGAUCCCGUUAGUAAAGACAACAACUGCUACCGUCCCCGUAGCUUCAUAAAGCAAAAAGGUUCGACUCUGCGUUCAAUAUGCUCCAUUUGAGGAAAGCCACAGCAUCUUCGUUUGCUACCAAGAGCCAUGCUUUUGAUGCGCGCUCGUCGCCGGGCUUCACAUAAUUAAGACAUUUACCACCCCUCGAAAAGUCUUAUUCUGUCCCAGCGGUCGGCAGGGGAGCCGGUGCACACCGAGAAAAACUGCAUGUUGUUCUUGUGCAGGAGGACGAGGUCGACGGGCUCGGUGGAGCUCGAUUUGUUGGGGCAACAAGUGGUGGAAGAGGGGUGAUGCAACCCUGACAUCCGGUAGGGUCCCUCCUCCCAGUAUCCCUGACCCCCACAUCGCUCCAGGGCUGGAAGAGGCUAGGGAGCCCCCCCCACCCCCCCGAGAGAGGAGCAGGAAGCCGGCGGGUGCCUCGGCUUUGUUAUAUGCUGCAACAAAAAGCUUGUGUUGUUUUCUCAGAGCCACCGUACUUUGACAUGAAUCAUAAUACUUUUUUUCUUUAGUUCAGUUUUAGUAUUUGCAUUUAUUUAUUUCAGGGCUGCUAUUUUCAUAAUGUAAAUGAACAAUGUCAUGGAUAUACUUAUUAACAAAAAAAAGAUUAAAAAAAAGCCUUUUCUCUUUGGUCUUUUUGGUAUUUUAGAAACUGUCAGGUAUUACAUUUGGUUGUCUCAUCGCAGCAACUAGAUCUCAAUAAAGUAGGCAAUAAGUUCCAUAACCGAAAAUGUUCUCCUCAUGAAAUAGUGCUAACACUAAAGCCGAGCGUACAUUAGGUGAAAUCCAGGUUGAAUGUAUAUUUUGUAAAGUAUCGAGAGAAAGGAGGGUUUGUACAGGAGGAGCACCUGUUGUUAAGAUGUGAUGGGAUGUUUCCAUAAAGAAAUCUAUUAAUUUACUUUUUUUUUUUCUAGAAUUUCUUAGUCAAAACAAAAUACAGAAAUGAAUUAAGGGGUUUAGUCUGGGUGAUGAAAAGCUGUGAAAAUGGUUCGACCUACUUUAUAACCAAAGACGCAAAGCUGUGUAAGUCUUUUUUUUUUUUUUUUUUUUUUUCAUUUCAAUGCACACAACUAUUUUUUUUCCUACUUUCUCCUUCCCUGUGUUUGUUUUUUUUGUUGCUGUUUUGCAUGUUCUGCAUGAUCUAUAAUCAAACCACUUUCUUACCUCAUAUUUUUAUCCAGCACUCUUAUUUUGUGUUGAGUUGUCCGUCUGUGAAUGAUUGUGAAAGAGAACGGGAACAACGGGCAGAGGGGGGAGUAGUCGAGGGUGAGAAUACAAAAUCAGAAUGGCGAGGUGUUUGUGUCGUGCACAAAAUAUAAGUCGGAGAAGGAGCAGUCUUUUUUUGUUUUCGCGUCAAUGCUGUGUCGACUUUCAUAUGCAGAGAAAAAGGUUUUGCUCCGUUGCAGAUUUUAAUGUAUUUACUGAAUGCAGCAUUUAGAUUUCGAUUGUAGUGUACCAACACUUUGCUUACAAAAAAAUAAUAUACGCCGAAAAAUAAGACAAUGGAAACUAUUAAACAUUUCACACUUUAAAAAGCUGGAACCCAGUCAAUUGUGUGUCUGUGUGUGUGUGUGAGCAUAUUAUGGGAUGUCCUGUACGUGUCGCGUCUUUUGUGCCUCCUGUGCCGUCGCCUGCUGUCGUCGGGUCGAUUCGGUUUCUUUCUCUGUGGCUUGGAACCAAACCAAAAUGAUUGGUAACUGUACAAUCAGUCAUCUUUGACUCUUUGAUUUUCUUUUUCUUUUUGCAAACAGGCUUCUUUCUUCUUCUUUCUUUAGAGUAUUCUUUUCUGUUCUUUCAUUUGAAGGAGAUGCCGUGUACAUGCCAAGUGUACUGUAUGAAAGUGAUCACUGAGCCUUGGAGAAAAUAUCUUAACAAUGCCCUUGUAAUGUGCUGUUCAGACAAUUUUAGUUUUCAGUCAAAAAUAAAUUACUGUUUUAUUAAGA